GACACCCUCACUAGCUAAGCCACUACCUCCCUCUUAACACAAACUUUUAUGGAGUAAAUGUUUUGUUUCCAAUGAAGAUCUUUUUGGUUAUCUUGCUACUUGUGAAUUGGAGCAAUGUGGAAGGAAGAUAUCAUUACCACAAGAAGCAAAAGAAAGCCCCUCCUCCUGCUCCUGCUCUUCCUCCUCCUGAUCCCAUAAUAUCACCAACACCUGAUUACACACCAAUAGUAUCCGUCCCUUCUGACCCGGUUCAAGAAGACUGCGUGUUUGAUGUCACGGAUUAUGGCGCCAUUGGAGAUGGUUCUACGGAUGACACAGCGGCUUUCGUCGCUGCGUGGAAGGCAGCCUGUGCUGUGGAGUCGGGUACUCUGUUGGUACCAUCUGGCUGCACCUUCAUGAUAACGUCCACAAUUUUCUCUGGACCUUGCAAGCCAGGACUCGUGUUUCAAGUAGAUGGGAUCCUAACCCCACCCGCAGGUCCGGAUUGCUGGCCAAAGAAAGAUAGCGCCAGGCAAUGGCUCGUUUUCUAUAAACUUAACAAUAUGACGUUAACUGGAACCGGUACUAUUGAAGGCAAUGGCAAAGACUGGUGGGAGCUUCCCUGCAAGCCUCAUCGGGGUCCCAAUGGGUCAACAUUGCCUGGACCAUGUGAUAGUCCUACUUUAAUUCGCUUCUUUAUGAGCUCAAAUUUGGCACUCAGUGGACUUAGGAUCCAAAACAGCCCAAUGUUUCACGUGAAAUUUGACGGGUGUGAGGGAGUGUUCAUAGAUAAAGUGUCGAUUUCAUCGCCUAAACUCAGCCCCAACACUGACGGGAUCCAUAUAGAGAAUACAAAGUCUGUGGGCAUCUACAAUUCCAUGAUAGCCAAUGGGGAUGAUUGCAUUUCCAUUGGCCCCGGUUGCGUAGAUGUUGAUAUAGAGGCUGUCACUUGUGGGCCUAGUCAUGGGAUCAGCAUUGGGAGCCUAGGGGUGCACAACUCGGAGGCAUGUGUUUCAAACAUAAGCGUAAGGAACGUAAUGAUACACGAUUCUGACAACGGGGUGAGGAUAAAGACAUGGCAGGGUGGGGCGGGGUCAGUAACAGCAAUAGCUUUCGAGAACAUCCAAAUGGAGAAUGUGAGGAACUGCGCAAUCAUAGACCAGUACUACUGCGCAAACAAGAACUGUGUAAACCAGACGUCAGCGGUGUAUGUUCGGGACAUAACUUAUAGAAACAUAAAGGGAACAUACGACGUGCGUAGCCCUCCAAUACAUUUUGCGUGCAGCGACACAGUUGCGUGUACCAACAUAACCAUGUCGGAGGUUGAGUUGUUGCCAUUUGAAGGGGAGUUAGUGGAUGAUCCGUUUUGUUGGAAUGCGUAUGGGGUGCAGGAGACGCUCACUAUACCUCCAAUUGAUUGUUUACGAGAUGGUAUGCCAGAGUCGGUAUCAGACAAAUACCUAUAUGGGGAGUGCACCUAAGAAAAAGAAAAAGAAAAAAAGGUUUAUGGGUAUUUAUUUAUAGAGUUAUAUACUGUAUAGCCCACCCCGAAUAGCCAGCCAUAUGUUAUAUGUAUCAGUGUGACACUAGGACCCAUCCUUGUAAGGUUUAGUUUGAUUACCUUAUUGGGCGAUGAAGUUAGGAUUCAUUCUCCAUUUGUAUGGCAGUCACAUUAUGAUUUAAGUAAAGAUUGUGUUUCAUAGCA
Molecule: messenger RNA, 1684 nt
Organism: Helianthus annuus (common sunflower)
Lineage: Eukaryota; Viridiplantae; Streptophyta; Magnoliopsida; Asterales; Asteraceae
Product: polygalacturonase At1g48100
Exons: 5
Coding region: 72-1460 (462 amino acids)
Biological process (GO): carbohydrate metabolic process
Molecular function (GO): polygalacturonase activity
Source: RefSeq, a predicted model, not a curated record